AUCGUCACUCUCCUCCUCCUCUCCCGCUUCUGAGCCUCACCAUGAAGUCCCUCAUCCUCUGUGCAAUCCUUGGCGUCGUUGUGGCCGACCGCCUCAACGGAAAUGGUAACGGUUACGGAGCACCUCCUCCUCCCAGCAACGGAUAUGGUGUACCCACCAACGGAAACGGUAACGGCAACGGAAACGGUUACGGAGCACCUCCUCCUCCCAGCAACGGAUAUGGUGCACCCACCAACGGAUUCAACGGAAAUGGAAACGGAAACGGCAACGGUUACGGAGCACCUGCUCCUCCUAGCAACGGCUAUGCAGCUCCCAGGAACACCUAUGGCACGCCCAACGGCGCCUACGGAGUAGACCCUGAGAUUGCCGCUUUGGCCGAGAACAUUCCCGGGGGCGGCGUCCCCGGCGAGGACUACCCCAUCUUGGCUUCCGUGCCCGACACCGGGUUCUCGUGCGAUGCCCAGGCGGUGCAAGGUUAUUACGCCGACACUGCAGCUGAAGCCGGCUGCCAGGUGUUCCAUAUCUGCCAGGACCGCGCCCUCAGGCGCCAACAGGACUCGUUCCUGUGCCCCAACGGUACCAUCUUCAACCAGCAGUACCUGGUAUGUGACUGGUGGUUCAACGUGGACUGUUCUCAAGCUGAGAGCUUCUACUCCGUCAACGAACUCAUCGGAGUCGUUCCCGACGCCGGAUACGCCUAUGGACCCGCCACCAACGGCAACGGUAACGGCUAUGGCUCCAACGGCAACGGAAGGAACGGAAACGGCAAGAACGGAAGCAAUGGGUACGGCUCCAAUGGCAACGGAAGAAACGGAAACGGCAAGAACGGAAGCAAUGGAUACGGCUCCAACGGAAACGGAAGGAACGGAAAUGGAGGCAGCAACGGCAACGGCUACGGUGCCCCCCCUGCCCCAAGCAACGGCUACGGUGCCCCAGCUGCCCCAUCCAACUCCUAUGGAACUCCUUUCUAAGCUGAAUUUGAAGGAUCUCACAUUAGAAUAAUUACCUGUAUAUUUUUAUAGACAAAUGUUUACUCUAAGGUUAGGAAAAAAACACAAUUAUAUGAACAUGCAUACAUAUAUGUAUAUAUAUGUAUCUUGAUAUGUCUCUGAUUUUUAUAUAAUCAGUUUGUAUAUAUCUAUUUUUGGAAUAAAAUGAAGAUUAGC
This is a messenger RNA of Penaeus indicus, 1166 nucleotides long. Its product is annotated as pro-resilin-like. The record is from RefSeq and is a predicted model, not a curated record. The coding region runs from base 42 to 971 and encodes 309 amino acids. Gene Ontology annotation, molecular function: chitin binding. Gene Ontology annotation, cellular component: extracellular region. The transcript has 2 exons. NCBI's taxonomy places the organism in Eukaryota, Metazoa, Arthropoda, Malacostraca, Decapoda, Penaeidae.